UUCCAAAUAUCUGGCAACCCUGGACCAUAUAAGUAUAUAGUUUAGUUAGGUUCUCUUUUACCGACAUAACCUUAAAUCUACCUUCGAAAUGCCGCCGAAACGAGGAAAGGUUCAGAAGGAAGAGGUUCAAGUUUCUCUUGGACCGCAACUCCGUGAAGGAGAAGUGGUUUUCGGGGUGGCUCACAUCUUCGCGAGCUUCAAUGACACAUUUGUACAUGUUACUGAUUUAUCGGGCAGGGAAACCAUCGCCAGAGUUACUGGUGGCAUGAAAGUGAAGGCAGAUCGUGAUGAAGCAUCACCCUAUGCAGCUAUGCUUGCAGCUCAGGAUGUUGCAGAAAAGUGUAAAUCACUAGGUAUCACAGCACUGCAUAUCAAAUUGAGAGCUACAGGAGGUAAUAAAACAAAGACUCCUGGUCCUGGUGCGCAAUCUGCUUUGCGUGCCUUAGCCCGUUCCAGCAUGAAGAUUGGUCGUAUUGAGGAUGUCACUCCUAUUCCAUCAGAUUCUACCCGUAGAAAGGGAGGUCGCCGUGGACGCAGGCUAUAAGUCAUGAUUAUAGAUUUCUGCGCUUUAUUAUCUUCCAAUAAAUAAUUUCAAGAAGAAA
This is a messenger RNA of Nylanderia fulva, 602 nucleotides long. Its product is annotated as small ribosomal subunit protein uS11A. Gene Ontology annotation, cellular component: ribosome. Lineage: Eukaryota; Metazoa; Arthropoda; Insecta; Hymenoptera; Formicidae. The record is from RefSeq and is a predicted model, not a curated record. Gene Ontology annotation, biological process: translation. Gene Ontology annotation, molecular function: structural constituent of ribosome.